Chlamydomonas reinhardtii is the source of this 2649-nucleotide messenger RNA. RefSeq lists its product as uncharacterized. Gene Ontology annotation, biological process: regulation of translation. The transcript has 8 exons. The record is from RefSeq and is a predicted model, not a curated record. Lineage: Eukaryota; Viridiplantae; Chlorophyta; Chlorophyceae; Chlamydomonadales; Chlamydomonadaceae. Gene Ontology annotation, cellular component: nucleolus. Gene Ontology annotation, molecular function: mRNA binding. Bases 102 to 2492 code for a protein of 796 amino acids.
CUACUCUUGACCAUGACAUCAUAAUUAUGCGUAUCUGACCACACACCGACGCCUACAGUCGCGCGAAAGAAGUCACAUCGUCGCGUGCACACUCGGGCAGCAUGGCGAAGCCUGUGAAGGCUGCGCAGCCUGCUAAGGGUGGCAAAACUUUUGCAAAGCAGAGCCCCGGCACUAAGCGGAAAGGCGAGGCGGCGCCCGCUGGCGGCGCCGCGCGGCCGGCGAAGAAGUUCCGGGCGGAAAAUGGCAAGCCGAAGGCGUCGGAGCCACUGAAGAAGCUAUCAUCGAAGGAGAAACGCGCCACCAUCCGCGAGAAGAAGCUGGCGCACAAGAAGAACUGGGAGGUCAUCCAGGAUGCUGUGUUGCUGUGGGAGCGGCUGCGCCCCAAGGAGACGCCAGACGCAGAGCGCAAGCAGCUGGUCAAUGAUAUCCUGAAGAAGGUCAAGGGUAAGCUGCUGGAGCUGGUGAACCACCACACUGCCAGCCGCGUGAUCCAGUUCUGCAUCAAGCACGGCGGCGAGACCGAGCGCAAGGCGGUGAUGGAGGAGGUGCGCGCCAACAUCGUGGAGCUGUCCAAGUCCAAGUACGGCCACUUCCUGGUGCGCAAACUCAUCAACACAGCCAAGAAGGACGAGGUGCCGGGUAUCGUGCGCCUGUUCCGCGGCCAUGUGGCCCAGCUGCUGCGCCAGCCGUACGGCGCCGACGUCAUCACCGACCUGUAUGACGUGGCGGGCACCUCUGACCGCAAUGCCAUGUGCUCUGAGUUCUACGGCAAGGAGUUCGUGCUGUUCGACGGCCUGGCCGGCGAGGCGGGCCGCCUGCACAGUCUGCAGCAGCUGAUGGCGGGCGCGCCGGCCGCCAAGAAGCGCGCCAUCCUGCAGCACUUCGCCAAGGCGCUCAUCCCCAUCAUGGAGAAGGCGCUGGUGCACCCGCCCAUCACACACAGGCUGGUGAAGGACUACCUGGAGUGCAGCACGGGCAUGACGGUGGAGGAAGCGGUGGAGACGCUGUCGUCCACGGGCGAGGCCGUGCUGCGCAUGGUGCACACGCACGAGGGCGCGGCGGCGGCGUGCAUGGUGCUGGGGUACGGCACGCCCAAGGACCGCAAGAAAGUGGUGAGGGCUAUGAAGGGCCACGUGGCCAAGAUGGCGGCGGACGAGUGGGGCCACGUGGUGCUCUGCAUGGCGCUGGGCUGCGUGGACGACACGGCGCUCACCGGCAAGAUCGUCGUGCCGGAGCUCAAGGAGCUGCUGUCAGAGGGCGUGCACGAGGCCACUGCUGUGCGUGUGCUGAUGCAGCUGCUGGCGCCCGACAGCCGGCGGCACUUCCCGCCCGCAAUCUACGACAUGCUGCACCCGCCGCAGCGCACCGUCAAGGGCAGCACCGGCAAGGCCGUCACAGACCUGGAGGGCGAGGAGGAUGAGGUGCUUGACUUCGAUGUGGGCGGCGACGGCGGCGAGGAGGAUGACGGCGACGAGCUGUUUACGUCCAAGAAGGACAAGAAGGCCGGCAAGGCUGGCAAGAAGGGCGGUGAGGUGGCCGGCGACAAGGCGGCAGACAAGGCCAAGCCCAAGGCCAAGGGGAGAGCGGACCAAGCCGACCAGGACGCGGACGAAGACGGCGGCGGCGAGGAGGGCGUUGAGGAGGGCGGUGAGCGGGUGCUAGGCUCCAGCAAGAAGGACCCGGCGGUGCGGCGGCGUGAGCUGCUGGGCAGCGGGCCCAAGAGCCUGUCGGCGGCACUGACGGCGGUAGUUGCGGGUGCGGCGGCGGCGCUCGUGCGCUCGCCGCACGGCGGCGAGCUGGUGGUUGAGGUGGCGCGCGGCGGCGAGGGCGGGCUGCUGGCGGAGCUGGACGCGGCGGGCGUGGGCGCGGUGCAGGAGGCGCUGGUGGAGGACGCGGCGCGCAGCCCGGAGGAGGUGGCGGAGGCAGCGGGCGCCGGCAUCGGCGAUGACGAGGAGGAGGUAGAGGCGGGGGUUGCGGGGCCCGCGCCAGCGGCUGCCGAGCACGUGUUCCUGAACUUCUUCUCCAGCCGAGCGCUGCGGCGGUUGCUGCUGGCGGCGGCGGAAGAGGAGGACGGCAGCGGCGGCGCAGCGGCAAACUUUGCCAAGCAGCUGUGGGAGCGGGCGGUCAAGGGGCGUUGCAAGCAGUGGGUGGGCACGCAUGCGGAGAAGGUGCUGGCGGCGCUGCUGCACUGCGGCGUGCCCGAGGUGCAGGCUGCCGCGGCCAAGGAGCUCAAGCCGCUGGUCAAGGGCCCUGUCGAGGAGUGGGCCAGCAAGUUCCUGUCGCACAAGGACAAGCCCCACCAUGGCCCCGGAGCGGCGCACGGCAAGGAGCAGCAGCAGCCUGCGGCUGUGACCGCCGCGCCACCCAGCACAACGCCGGCGGCGAAGGGCAAGCAGCAGCCCCAGACGCCGGCGACGGCUGGCGGGAAGCGAGCUGCGCAGGGUCAGGACGUUGGGCAGAGUGGGAAAGCCAAACAGGCGAAGCGCAAGUAGCGGCUGCGCGCAACAGCUGUUGAUCUAGGUGUCGUAGUUAGCACGGAACUGUACAAUGUACAAUUACAUAGGCAGGAAUGGUGUUGCCAGUCGAGGCUUGCAAGAAGCUCUGUCACACUUGUCGCACCCGUGGAGGGCACUGUAACAUAGCUGGCCU